Salvelinus fontinalis (brook trout) is the source of this 3618-nucleotide messenger RNA. Its product is annotated as nuclear receptor subfamily 2 group C member 1-A-like. NCBI's taxonomy places the organism in Eukaryota, Metazoa, Chordata, Actinopteri, Salmoniformes, Salmonidae. The transcript is spliced from 15 exons. Bases 540 to 2405 code for a protein of 621 amino acids. Gene Ontology annotation, molecular function: nuclear receptor activity; RNA polymerase II cis-regulatory region sequence-specific DNA binding; zinc ion binding. Gene Ontology annotation, biological process: anatomical structure development; cell differentiation; negative regulation of transcription by RNA polymerase II. The record is from RefSeq and is a predicted model, not a curated record.
GUGGACACACUACGGCAUUAGCUACAUUGUCAUUAAUUGCAAAACUCGAAUGACAUGGUUGAACUGAGGAUACACCAGGACUCAAAACAAAAAGUCAUGCGGAUCACGGAAAAGCCACAACUUUGUUUUAAAAGCCGUCAGUUGUGAUAUUCAACAGAAUACGCAUUUUGCAAGCCUUGCGACUCGCGAUGCCCGGGUGUUUGAGCUAAUGCGCAGAAGCAUCACAACGUGUUUUGAGGAAAAAGGUCACGAACUCUGACCCUGCCUGAAGCAGGAGCAAAAGACAGAAAAAUAACAUUAAUUUAUUACCUAUACAAUAGCGUACAACAAGCAGAGCAGAGUUGAUCAGACGGUUGAUUGUGGCCUGUGGAAUGUGGUCCCACACCUCUUCCAUGGCUGUACGAAGUUGCUGGAUAUUGGCGGGAACUGGAACACACUGGUGUACACGUCUAUCCAGAGCAUCCCAAACAGGCUCAAUGUUUGAUGUGCCUCCUGGGGCUUUGAUGUGAGCGGCAGCAGAAGGUAACAGAAUUGGCGUCAUGGACGGACAGACUCAGAGGAUUCAGCUGGUGUCAGCUGAUGGUGGCAUGAUGGGACACCGUAUCCAGAUUGUGACAGACCAGUCCACGGGCCAGAAGAUCCAGAUCGUCACUGCAUUGGAGCAGGGUUCUGGUGGGAAGCAGCAGUUUAUCCUGGCUAACGCAGACUACUCCACAGCAGGCAAGGUAAUCCUAGCCAAACAAGAAGCCUCGUCCCCGGGCAAGGUGAUCCUGGCGGCCCCAGAUGGUUCAGGGGUCAACCAGCUGCUGUUUGUCUCCCCUGACCUGGCUGGCCAGCAGAUCCAGUUUGUGACGGAAGGGUCAGACCAGGCCCUUUCCAAGCCUGUGGUGGAGUACUGUGUGGUGUGUGGAGACAAGGCCUCAGGUCGUCACUACGGGGCUGUGAGCUGUGAGGGCUGUAAGGGUUUCUUCAAGCGAAGCAUCAGGAAGAACCUGGUUUAUACAUGCAGGGGGUCUGGCGAGUGUGUCAUCAACAAGCACCACAGGAACCGCUGCCAGUACUGCAGACUUCAGCGUUGCAUGGUUCUGGGCAUGAAACAGGACUCCGUUCAGUGUGAGAGGAAGCCGGUGGAUGUAUCCAGAGAGAAGUCUAUCAACUGUGCUGCGUCUACGGAGAAGAUCUACAUCAGGAAGAACCUGUGUAGUCCUCUGGCUGCCACGCCCACCUUCGUCACCGACAAGGAAACCGCCAGGUACUACAAGGAGACAGCCAGAUCAACUAGUUUGCUGGAGUCGAGCAUGCUCCUCAACAUCCAGCAGCCAUUCCCCAAGCUGGAGAACACCAUCCUGCUCCCGACAUCCCCUGAAUCGAAUGACCCAUGUCAGGGUGACCUGAGCACGCUGGCUAACGUGGUGACAUCAUUGGCUCACCUGAACAAGGCCCGGGAGAUGAACGACAUUACAGACGGCAAUGACCUAAUGGGUAUGGACGACACCCUUAGCAACGGAGACAGCUCAAUGACGGAUCUCCAAGGAGACGAACAGACCGCCAGUGACAUUACGCGAGCGUUUGACACCUUGGCCAAGGCCUUGAAUCCUGGUGAUGGCUCAGCGGCCUCUCUGGAGGCCACGUUGCAGUUGAUGUCAGGGGACCAGUCGGGCCCUGUGGUGGAGCUGGAGGGGCCCCUUCUCUCAGACAGCCACGUCCCCUUCAAGUUGAUGAUGCCUUUGCCCAUGCCUGAGUACCUAAACGUGAACUACAUCUGUGAGUCGGCCUCAAGGCUCCUCUUCCUGUCCAUGCACUGGGCGCGCUCCAUACCUGCCUUCCAAGCCUUGGGGGGUCUCGAUAAUGACAUUAACCUGAUGAAGGCUUGUUGGAACGAACUGUUUGCUCUGGGCCUGGCUCAGUGCGCCAACGUUAUGAAUGUCGCCACCAUCCUGGCUGCCAUCAUCAACCACCUGCAGACCAGCCUACAAGAAGGUACAGGAGAGAAGCUGUCACCAGAGCGAGUGAAGCUGGUGAUGGAACACAUCUGGAGGAUGCAGGAGUUCUGUAACAGCAUGGCCAAGCUGUCCCCUGACUCGUAUGAAUACGCCUACCUCAAAGCCAUCGUCCUCUUUAGCCCUGACCACCCAGGCAUUGACAACACCUUACAGAUCGAGCGGUUCCAGGAGAAGGCUUACAUGGAGCUACAGGACUAUGUUACCAGGACCUACCCAGAAGACUCCUAUCGGUUAUCCAAGCUGCUGCUGCGGCUCCCGGCCCUGCGGCUGAUGAGUGCAGCGGUGACCGAGGAGCUGUUCUUCGCUGGCCUCAUCGGCAACGUGCAGAUAGACAGCAUCAUCCCUUACAUCCUCAAGAUGGAGUCCACCGACUACAACAGCCAGGUGGCCACUGGAGUCUGACCUUUUGACCUGACCCACUCCGACCUGGUCACCACAGCAGCCAGAAGCAUCUCCUGGUCACCGUGGCAACAUCACCUGCAGGACAACUGUAGGGCUGUAGGCGAACUUCCAAGGUAAAAAUGCAGGGUCGUGUUCAUUAGGGCACACCAUUAGCAAAAAAAACAAACAUCUGUGGGAAGUUCAGAUAGUGCCUCCAUGUUUUUAAUUUUUCACUCCAUUUUGGACGGUUUUCUUUCCGUUUCGUACCUACUGAACACAACCCAGGUUGGCUGCAUUGCUGUGUGUCCACCUCCCUAAACAGAAUCUGAAGGUUUUCUCAAUGGAAUCAGAUGACCUUCAAUGCUGAAACAAUCCUCUUCUUUGACAACCUGAUAAUAGCUCAAGAAGGAAGACUGUAGUCCACACCCAUACAGCCGCCACGCCUGCUGUUAUCCUCCGCUUCAACAAAUGAACUUUGAGUGAGUCAAUCAAGCUUCGUAAAUUGUGCUCUUUAGUAAUGUACAGUACAUUACAUAUGUAGGAUCUUAAUUUGAUAAAUGUUGCUGAGAAUUUUCCUGCACAACAGGAAAUGCAAACUUGUGUAUUCAGGGUUUUAAAAAGGCUUCUGAAGUUUGUACUUUCCGCUUUAAAAUGUCAGACUUGAUUUGCCUUAACAGCAUUUUUUUUUAAAUCAACCCCUACAAAGAAUUUGAGUACACAUUAAUCACAUUUCCUGUUUCUGCCGGAUUAUUUUCCUGCUGUUGCAAACUGGCUCAAAUUAAGUUCCUACAUCUGUUUUCUUUAUAUCCCUUCAUUUUGUGCUUCUGAUCUCGUUUGUAUUUUGAUGAACGGACCGAGGAGCUGUUUUAACUUUUUCGAGUGCCCGCCUCAUCUGGUUUCAACAUGCACUUGUAUUAUUUUCCCAAUUUUUUUGGGAGAAACUUUUUGUCAAUGUGAGUUGGUUUGCCAUGAUGUGAUCAGUUAAGGUUAUAACCUUUAUGAUAUUUGUUUGCUAAUCCGAAGGAAAAGGCUUGUAUCACGAGUCAACACUUGUCUAACUUGGAACUCAAAGUAUCAUGUAUGUAUGUGUAAAUAUGUAUAUAGAAAUAUGUGAAGAAAAAGCUAUCAUGGACUAAAGCUGCUUAUUACAAGAAUUGUAGUUGCUAAAAUGUAGUUGCUAAAACAAUUAAGUCAUUUCAAAAUAAAAUGACAUUUCAAUGGUCAAUCAAAUGUA